Adineta steineri is the source of this 918-nucleotide messenger RNA. The record is from the annotation of a GenBank genome assembly. NCBI's taxonomy places the organism in Eukaryota, Metazoa, Rotifera, Eurotatoria, Adinetida, Adinetidae.
AUGAACAAUAGUAACAAAGUAGGAGUUGAUAAUGAUUCUGAAACAGUUACGUCGAAUACAACUCAAUCAAAAAAAUUAUGCGAAUAUCUGAAAAAAAGAAAAGGGAUGUGGAUUACAUUUACUAUUAUUGUACUUUCUAUAAUUAUAACAAUUCCAAUUGUUAUCAUUAAAACAAAAGAGACAAACGAUACAAAUACAACAACAACUGAAAUAAUAGUAACAACCAAAACGACGCAAACAAUAAAAAAAGAGCCAAAUACCACAUCACCUUCAGCAACAAGAACAUCAACACCAGAACCAACAACAGCGUCAACAUCAACAACAACAUCAACAUUAACAACAAGAACACCAGGAUCUAAAUCUAAUUUAUUGAUAAACGGUGAUGCAGAAACGGGACCAUGUAAACCUGUUAGUGAUGACGCGCCUCCAACAGGUUGGAACCACCUUGGAUCAAUUACACAAAUGAUUUAUAACAAUACUAACGUGGAGCACUAUUUCACAGAUCCCGGACCGAGCGAUCGUGGGAAUUGUUUUUUUUAUGGUGACGCCAGUGACAAAACGAAUAUGUGGCAACAAGUCGUUAUGACUAGUAUGGUUAAUGCCGAUCUUAUCGAUAGUCAUACAGUUUAUUUUCUUUUUUCGGCAUGGCUUGGUGGUUGGAAACAUCAAAAUGAUACUGCAGAAGUGUCAUUAACAUUCUACGGUCAUAUGAAUCAGAUAGUGGGCAGUACCGUUACUGUGGGACCGGUAACAAAUACAGACCGAGCAGAUAUAACUUCACUGCUAUAUCGAGAAGCUAAUGGACUUGUACCUGUUGGUGCUCGUUCUUUUGUAGUGUCCGUUGCCAUCAGGGUUUUCGAGUCGGGAGGCGCAAAUGAUGGUUGCGUAGAUAACAUAGCGGUUUACUUACAUCAAUGA